This is a messenger RNA of Megalops cyprinoides (Indo-Pacific tarpon), 1893 nucleotides long. Its product is annotated as transcription elongation factor A N-terminal and central domain-containing protein. The transcript is spliced from 2 exons. NCBI's taxonomy places the organism in Eukaryota, Metazoa, Chordata, Actinopteri, Elopiformes, Megalopidae. The record is from RefSeq and is a predicted model, not a curated record. Bases 230 to 1405 code for a protein of 391 amino acids. Gene Ontology annotation, biological process: DNA-templated transcription. Gene Ontology annotation, cellular component: nucleus.
CAUCGCUUCUAUGAACACUUCCGGUAACCGAUUCCGCUGUGAUAAAGGCCUAUUACAAACAAAAAUGGCAGCCUCCGAAACAGCCCCUAAACAAGAAGGAGGCUUUCAUGGUCUUUCUGAAUGCACAGUAAUACUGGGUGGGCAAGAAGACUGAUGAAAAUGUCUUGACAUCAAACAUUCAUGCUGGGAAUUUCUACCGUUUGUUUUCUUCAAAUUAGGGUUUCCACUGAUGAUGGAUGGCAAUGAAAUUAUCCAUCAUGCUCAUGAAAUUGAGAAGCUCAACCGUGAGGGUAACUACAACGACACCCUGUCUCUGCUGAAGGACCUGGAGCAUGCACGGGUCACAGUGGAGUUGCUUCAGGAAACAGAUGUGGUCAAAGUCCUAUACCAAGUCCUCAAAUCAUGCCCAGUGGCCACAGUAAAAAAAACAGUCAAGCUUUUACUGUCAAAGUGGAAGAGAUUGUUCAGCAAGACUCACCCCUCCACAGGAGACAGCAGUCACCAAAAAUGCAACACUGUAGAACUGACCAGAGUCACAGAGGAAAAUGGGAAAAUGGCUUGUCUGUUAGGUGAUAGCCCCAGUGCCUGUUUUCUUGCUGACAGCAGUGUCCUGCAGGGGGAUCAGCAUGACAGAGCUGACUGCAUGGCUUCAGAGCAGAUCUUGAGCUGCGUAGAGAGUCUGAGUGAUCACCAGGCACAACAUCACAGAACACUUAAGAGGGUCGAGACCGAGGGAGAGACACAGAAUGAUGGAGGAAGAAGUGUCACCACAGUGCCACCAGCGCUGUUCCCACAGGAGAGUCCAGGGGUGUCUGCAAUCACCUCAGCAACUCAUACAUCCCAGUAUGACACAGCCUCCUCCCUGAGGUCCAAAUGCGCCCAGCUGCUCCUCCAGGCUCUUGUUCCAGAGGCAGUGGGUGGGGCUGAGUGUGCCCCUCAGCACAUGGCAUUGGCUCACUGCAUCGAGGAGCAUAUCUUCACCCUGCACAGUGCAAACCUGCCCAAGUACAAGGCCUGUGUGAGGAACAAGGUGUCCAACCUGAGGAACCCCAAGAGCCCUCACCUGCGGCAGGGUCUGCUGAGUGCGCAGCUGGGGCCUGAGGCCUUUGCCAGGAUGUCCACCAUGGAGAUGGCUGACCCUGAGCUGAGGGCGCUGAGGGAGGAGUACAUGGCGUGGGGCAUCCGCGAGCGCCAGCGCCCCCUAGAGGUGGAGGGCACCCCCACCGAUAAGAUCCGCUGCAGGCACUGCAACCAAUUUGACUGCAGGGUGACGCAGAUCUCCAGGGGAACGCUGUUCCUGCCAGGGUGGGUGCGCAACAGAGGAUGCGAUGUGGACAUGAUGACAUUUGUGACCUGUGCCAUCUGUGGGGAGAAGUGGUAUCACUCUGCCUGGAUCUGUCUGUGAACAGGUUGUAGCUAGUAUCAUAAUUUCCUGUUCGAUUUUUCAUACAGUGUCUAAAUAAAAUCGACUCUGAAUAUAGGUCUGUUUUUAUUUUUCAUUAACAUCUUGAAAUAUGCAUUUUCAUCUCUCAACAAAACUUGGAGCUGGUGGUUAGGUUCAGCUACAGAAAAGCAAUCCGCUGGUUGCACAAUCACUUCUGCAUUCUAGUUAUUACUGCUCAGUUGUUUCCGGUUCAACAAUGGCGACUUUCUACACCCGCUGUCUACAAAGAGCUACCAAAGUUGAACAUCACCGAUGUUCAUCAGAUUUGCAGGAUGACUAAAGCCCCAACCAGCAAAUUAGACAAAGGAUUUAAAUUAUAUUCCUCAUGGGCCACACCGCCGAAUGGGUGCCAUUUGCUUGUAACUCUUCCAAAUUAAAAUUCAUUUGUUUUCCCCUCAAGAAAGUGUUUAUUUUAAAGAAAUGGUUGGUUACAUGUUCCAAUAAUUAAU